AUGACUAUGCUUGCCCCAGUUUGCAAAACUGCGACUAUCCGAAAACUAAAGAGAUCACAUGCUGAAUUGGAAUCGCAAGAAGCCAUCUGCGUCCAGCCCAGUCGACCAAUUCUCCGAUCAGCUUCUGUCGUCCGAACAAAGAGACUUCAGCCCAGUGUCUCCGAGACACUCUACAAGUCCUACACCGAUGACCAGCCAAACAAGCUCAUCUUUAACAGAGGUCAGCUCAAGUUGGUUGUCUGCGGGUCUGAGAACCGAUUGGCGGUCACUGUCUUGGAAGCCCGAUCAAUCCAGUCCAAGUUUCCAGGCACGACGAUGGUCCUCGAAGCUCACCUUCUUCCCAGUCCACAUCCUGAAAUGGGCCAAGUCUCAGAGCCCAUCAAACCAAAUGCCAGCAACAUUAACAAAACAUUUACAUUCGAUAUCAACGAGCGACUACAGUCUGGAACAAAGCUCUUCAUUCGAGUUUAUCUCCAGAAAAAAGGCGAUGCCGAGCCCAAGUUCGUCGGAUGCAUGUCUUUCGGCGCACGCAAGAUCAUCCAGGAGCAAUCCAUCAUUAAGGGCUGGUAUUAUCUCCUCUCUGAGAAUCUCGGCCGCAGAAAACAUCUCGCAGUAUCCAAGACACCGGAUAUUUACCCAUCAGGACACGUUGCUCAAAAGAUGGCGAUUCGAAAGCCCGUCCAAUCCGUCUGCGACUGGUCGAAUUCUACCUCUUCCAGCUCCGCUUUCUCGUCAAUCGUAGCCGGAGACAUCAAUGGUGACCGACGAGUUCGAUGGCGCGACAACCACAUGAUCCCACUUCCACUUUGCUCGACACCGAAGAGCCCGCGACGAGUUCCAAGCCCUCUUUUCGAAGAAGGAUUCUCGCUUCACGGACAGGACAUCUCAGUUCAAGCCGAGCAGGUUGAAAUCAAAGAGCUCACGAUUCGAAGAGGAUGGUGCGGUUUUGGCUUUACCCUCGUUGGUGAAUGCCCGGCUAAAGUAGAAACCGUCUUUGAAGAUUGCGUCGCAGCUCAAGUUGGAGUAAAGAGCGGAGACAGCAUUCUAUCCGUAAACGGACAGUCUGUCGCCGAACAAAACGCCGCGAGAGUAUCAGAAGCGAUCCUGAGAACUGUCAGCGAUCUUCACUUGGAGGUCGAGAGAGAAAUCCUCAACAACGGCUCUUCCAAGUUCUCCAAACAGCGGGCACAAGAGACUCAGUCCCCUCGAAAAAUUCAAAAGUUCAAUUUUUCUGACGACGAAGAAGAGAUCCUGGACGAUGCAGGAGAGGCUUCGGCUCCUCCAAAGCCCGAAAUCAUGGAGGAGAGUCCACGCCAGGGACGACUUGGUGGCAUGAACAAUUUGCUUAAAUUCGACGAAUGUCUGAAACCCCUUCGUUUGCUCGCUGAUGGACGCGAUUUUGUCUACUCCGGAGCUGUUUUCGCUACUAUUUCAGGCGUGGCUCAACCUCAGCGAGUGUGGAUCAUCCUUCUCACAGACAUGAUGAUCAUCACCGAGUACGACUCCAUGGAGAAGCGUUAUGUAAUCAUCGAGGAGCCCAUUCGUCUUCGCCAAGUGACCUUGGACUACGAAGCUUUUGGCCCAGAUGGAACACCAGAUUUGACAUGGAAAAUCUCAAUCGACGAAGAACAGGGCUUCGGACCACGAAAGUACACCUUCAAGGCUGACAGUGCUGAAUUAGCCGCUAUGUGGAAGUGCUCAAUCAGCAGACAAAUCGACCUCGCCCGACGCAGCCAAGUCGAGACAAAUGAUAGAACCCCGUCAAGGUGCAGAAGCGAAGCUGACAUGAAUGCAUACGACGUUGCCGCCGACUCCUUGCCACGAGGCGGAUCGACAAAAAACCGAAGAAAAUCCUUUGGCCCUGCUAGAAUCGACCUUGCCUUCGUCAAGCUUGUUUCCGGCGCUCGAGAAACCAUCAGAAACCGACGAAGAAACUCCACUACGAAUGCAUUAGAGAUUCCCCGCUUCUCGCCCUUUCAAGAGCAAGGAAAGUCAUUUGACGAGCAACAAGAGGACGAAUACUUCACCUUGAAGUCGUCCUCAUCGUCAUCAAAUCUCGCAGGGGCAAAGGGCCAAUCCAGAAAAUCCCAGCUCCAAGCAGACCAUCGUUUUCUUUCCAAGCACGCGAGCAGCUCCAACCUCGACCAGAUGAACACCUCUGGCGACUCCGGCGAAGGGGCCCUCAGCGGCGAGAGAAAAUCUCUUCCAGAAAAAGUUAACUUCGCCGCCACUUGGGUCAGUGCAAAGCUCCUCAAGAAGCACAGAGAACGAAAAGCCCGCCGACUGGAAUCUGAGGCCAACUUGGGGCAGUUGCCUAUCAACGGAACUUCCGCCCUCGACCGACUUGUCGAAAGCGACCUUUGCGCCAUUCGAUUGGGCCUUGCUGAUACGAUCGCCUGCGAAGCAAGCCUUUCAGCCUUCAGAGAAUUCUUGGCCAAAGAACACUCCGAAGAGAAUUUGUGCUUUUGGCUCGCUUGCGAAGAAUACAAGAACUUCGAAGAACUCCGAGAUGAAAAAGCGACUCAAAUCCUUGAGCAGUUUAUCUUGAGCGGCGCUGAACAAGAAAUCAACAUCGACUCCGAGACGAAGCGCCUCGCCAUUUCAGGCCUCGAAGCCUCUCCACCCGAUGCGCUCUGUCUGGUCAAGGCACAAGAACACGUCUUCAAACUCAUGCAGACCGAUACAUACAUGCGUUUCCUGCGAACUCUCCCCCCACUUCCUCAAAAAGUUGAAAAAGAUUGGGACCUGCUGCCGGCUAAUCCGAUGAGUGCAACAGCUAAUCCAAAAGCAAAAGAAGUCGUUAUCAGAAUACCUAGCUAUAAAUCCACUGUCACCAAUGUCUCCGAUUAUAAACAACAGCCAUAUCAUGGAUUCUGCUUCCCCCUAACUGACGGAUCAAAUGUGGCCAGUCCUAGGAACUCAACUGAAUCAAGUAAUCCACCAGAUCCGAGCAAACCAUUCGUUAUUACGUCUCCUCAAACUGCCAGGCGCACGCCUGUGCGCGUAGGAGAUCCUCUCCGAAUCGUCGUGCCAUCCGGUUCCGCCAUCGAGCUUGGCUCUCCAAAGUCCUUGAGAAGAUCCACAAGUAAUGAAUCAAACUAUUCAACGCAGUCCUACCAAAGUCAAUCGUCCAAUACAACGAUGUAUAAUCAGCAAAAGUCGCCUGUAAAUGCUCAAAUGCGCACAUUGAAUGGAAAUCGCCCAUUUGUCCAGACUAUCAAUCAGAACUCAAAUGAUUUGAACGGAAAUGGUCGUCCAGAGUUCAGCAUCACUGUUGUUAAUAAUAAAUCACCACAAACAGGAGAGCGUAAUUCAACGUCACCGUCGCCGUCGUUAUCAUCGUCACCGAGCAGCUCACGCACGACAAAGGCUUUUAGCUCAAAUUCUGCCCUAAAUAGCUUUAUUCCGCCCGAGCAGCGUACAAUUUCCAAGAGGAUUUCCCCACCGGGCCAGAAGGGGCUCCUCGACCGGUCGACCGCGCGAAAUAUCAUCACUGCGCAUUUGAACCAGAUGGUCCCCACCAAUGAUAACUCAAGCCAAGGUUCUUUUAUAUUAUUUUUGAUGAUUGAAAUCAACGAAGAUCCAACAUCUCCCGGAGUCAAAGGAGCGAAUAAUUUGCGCAAGGCGCCAAGAGUUCACGGUCAGACUCAUUCUUGGCUCGCUCAAGCUGCAGAGAGUCUUCAUUAUUUGGAGAAAAGCAGGAAUAUUGGACACAGAGAUGUAGGCGAAAGCAGAUCCGUUCCUUUAGAAAAUCAUAAUAAUCCAAAUCAUUCCCCAGUUCAACGUAGCUUAUCUCAGGAGCCAUCAGAAAGAGCAGUUAAGAUGAGAACGUCUGUUUAUAUUCCAAAUAUGUCUGGAAACAGCCUCGCAUCACACCAGCAAGAGAGAGUCAAGCGUAGAAGAAGUCUCACAAAAACAUCGAUGCACGAACUUGGUGUGGAAGAUUUGCGGCCAUGGGCUCAGCCCCCGCCAAAAUCGCCAAUUCCUCCUAAAUCGCCGUCGACAGAUAGAACUUUGGACCCUUUCUUGGCUCUUGCCAUGAAGAACAUAUCACCGCCGCCAGCAGAAACCACGACGAAUACAUCCUCUCCUGAGCCCAGAAAAAGUCCAGUGCAAAAAGUUUUGGCUCCUACCGGACCAUCAAUUAAAGCUCCGAAGGUUUCGCUUGAUUGUCCAGAUCGCCCGACGAUGCGAGCACUUUUAGAUGACUUGGAUAACAUAACGAUUCAGGCGCAUCAAGAAAUUGAUAAGUUUAAACUCGAAGAUCAACGCAAUAAAGCACUGAAAGAGCCAAAUCCAAUCACAAUUCAAGUGCCAACAGUCAAGUCAAAAUUCAUCCCUUCAUCAAUUCAACAGCAAUCUUCUCAAAAGUUCCAGCAAAAACCGUCUGCAGUCCAAUCUCCUCCGCCAUCUUUGAAGUCAGCAGCUCUUCAGAAAAGUCCUACUCCCCAAGAAGAUCAAUUAACGAAGCGAACGACAUCUCCUGAAUUAAAACGCACUUCACCUCCGUCCCAAUCGGCUCAAAAUGCAAUUUCAGCACCAAAGAUAAUUCGUAGCUCUGUUGGAACAACUAAAACGAGCACUCAAACAGCACCAUCGAAGCAAGAUAAAACCUCAUUUAUUGGCGGAUCAUCAAGACUGAGCCAGUUGAAGAACAAAUUGCAGAAUAAGAUCAAAUCAACCCCUCAAGAGCCAACAAAACCGACAUCCGAAGCUCCCAAGACAGCUGCCGUUAAAAUUUCACCAGUGAAUUCGCCAGAGCCAGUUUCUUCGAAGUCUCCACCACCUCAAAAGGAAGCACCAGUGGAAAAGCUGAAACCGGUCGAACAACAAAAGAAAGAUAUCUUACCUGCUUCUUUCGCACCAGAGCCAGUGUCGCCCAAAAAAGUCGAGUUCGCAGAAAAUUUGGGUUCGGUAGAAAACUCUGCACAGUCGGUCAAAGCAUGGCAAGAAUCUCCAGAAAGAAAAACUGCGAAUAUCAUGGCGCAAAUGAUGAAAAAAGUUGCGGAAGACGAGCAAGCGAAAAGCCAGCCAAAACCAGGAGUUACUCCAGUAGCGCAAGUUGAAGCCCCUAAAAAACGACCGCAAGCAAUCACCCGUCAAGAGCCGAAAUCGACGGUCGAGAAAGAUCUCAACAGGUUGUUGAAUCCUUCAUUCACACCACCGGCACAGGAAUCUAAACCUGUAGCAAAAUCGGCACCUUCCAUACCUGCACCAACGAAGCCUCAGCAACGACCUCUUCCGAAGAAAUUUCCACCUGUUGAUAAAUUCCAUUUCCCAUUUGGAAAGCCCCGUCCAGCCGGAGAAAUGAGCGGAUAUCUUCAAGCUAUCGACGAAUACGCAAAGAAAAAUAGGAAGCAAGAGUUUUUCAUGAAAGACAUGGGCCCGCUGGUAAAAGAAAUGAAACUUCCGUAUUACUGGAAGGAUCCAUUAUUCCGCGCGUGUGGAGGAAAGAGUGGCGGGAAAAUAUCCAUUUUUCAACUUGGUUCGACUUGGAAAAAAAUAUGCGAGACGCGCUUCGAUUCAGAGAGCCAGCUCAUGGCCCUACUCACGAAUGGGAUGACGCGCAAUUAUUUAAUUCCUAGCGACUUAACUCCUCUCAUAACGGACGUCAUUGAAACGCAUCCUGGACUUGAAUUCCUCAGGAGUGCCCCAGAGUUUCACACUAGAUACGUUACUACUGUCAUUGCUCGCUUAUUCUAUACUGCCUCCGCCUGGAACAAAAAACUCACUCUUCCGGGGCUUCGGAAAUCCGAGUUUGCACAAGUCCUGAACUCAUUGGAUGCGCUGGAUGAUAUCAACAAUGAGCAGCGAUUCUUCAGCUAUGAGCACUUCUAUGUCAUUUAUUGCCGCUUCUGGGAGCUUGACUCCGAUCAUGAUCUCAAAAUCGGGCCUACGGAUUUGUCAAAAUAUGGUGAUUAUAGUAUUUCUGUAAAAGCAAUCGACCGAAUUUUAUCCGGCACAGUGACGACUAAACGGCGUGUAAUGGAAUAUUCGGAAUUUGUAUGGUUUAUAAUGUCAGAAGAGGAUAAAAGUACGUCAACAUCGUCGGAGUAUUGGUUCCGCGUGAUGGAUAGAGACGGGGAUGGUGCAAUAACGAUCGACGAUUUGGAGUUUUUCUAUGCUGAACAGGAAACUCGACUGCGGACUCUUGGAGUAGAACCCUUACCGUUCAUUGAUUUACUCUGCCUGAUGCUGGAUUUGGUCAAACCAGAGACGAAACACAUCAUAGCCCUCCGCGAUCUCAAGCAAUGUCGUCUUCAGCAUAUCUUCUUUGAUACAUUCCUCAACGCUGAAAAAUAUCUCGACAGAGAGCAGCGUGAGCCUUUUGACGGAAAUCAAGACUGGAACUGGGCUCGCUGGGCAACCGAGGAGUAUUCCUUGCUUGUUGCUGAUGAAGACGAAUAA
This is a messenger RNA of Oikopleura dioica, 6408 nucleotides long. The record is from the annotation of a GenBank genome assembly. Lineage: Eukaryota; Metazoa; Chordata; Appendicularia; Copelata; Oikopleuridae.